ACAAGGAAGGUUUGAGCAUACAAGGCAGGUGUUCCAGGAUAUCCAGACAAGGAGAACUCAAAGGGACAUGUUGACAUUACCGUUCGAAGAGAACGACAUGAUGUGCGAGCCUCCUUUUGGUGCCAGUUUCCCUCGUGAGAAUAUUGGUGAGCAGCGGAAGCAAGACAUCUCUCAUCCCGCACCCGACGACACGUCCGACACAAAAGAGACGGAGGACGACAAUUCGGAGAGAGACGAGGACGAAAGGGACGCCUGUCACGACGAGAACGGACAACAUAAACGGAGAGGCCCCCGGAGAAAGAGUGGAGUUCGCGUGGAAAGGGUCAAAGUACGGCGCCAGGAAGCCAACGCGAGGGAACGCAGUCGCAUGCACGGCUUGAACGACGCGCUGGAGAGUCUGCGCAAAGUUGUCCCCUGCUACUCAAAAACCCAGAAACUGUCUAAAAUCGAGACACUGAGACUAGCGAAGAACUACAUUUGGGCCCUGUCGGAGACAUUAAGUGCCGGUAAAAGACCAGAUUUGCUUUCCUUUGUCCAGACACUGUGCAAGGGACUGUCGCAGCCGACCACCAAUUUAGUGGCAGGUUGUCUGCAGCUCAACGCCCGAAAUUUCCUCACGGAUCACAACGGAGACGUGGCCUUCUCUGGCAGGCCUGCAUAUGACGUGAUGUACCCUUACCAGUCCUCGGACAUGGGCACGCCCACUGGCCACAACACCGGCACCGUAGACAGCACCAAAACAUUCCGACCCUAUAACUACCCUGGCGCGUAUGAGUCCUAUUAUGAGGGCGCGUCUCCGGAGGGCGGCAGUCCACACUUCGAGAGUCCGCUCAGCCCCGCAAUGAACUUUAACGGCAUAUUUUCGCUUAAACACGAAGACCCCGCGGAGUAUGGUAAGAACAGCCACUACGGAAUGCGGUACUGUGGAGUCCCGACUCGAGGGGCACUCGCCCAGAACUCCAUGUACAGAAUGUCCCCUGACAAUCAUUUCCCUUAUGACCUGCAUCUGCGCAGUCAGUCCAUCCCAGACGAAAUAAACGCGCCUUUUCAUAAUUAAUAGGCAAGUUAAAAGGUUCCAAUUCCCUUUUGACUGUUAAUUACUGACUGCACAUGUAAUGCACUGAAGAUAAAAUUCGGGCUCGUUCACAGUUAAUUGCUUACUAUAUGUAUUUAUUUAAUUCCCAAUUAAUUGGGCCGUUUACAAGAAUUUAGGUUAAUUCUUUUCAUUUCAGAUUUUGUAUUACAAGGUUUGAAUUGUAUUUAUUCA
Molecule: messenger RNA, 1267 nt
Organism: Sardina pilchardus (European sardine)
Lineage: Eukaryota; Metazoa; Chordata; Actinopteri; Clupeiformes; Clupeidae
Gene: neurod6b
Product: neuronal differentiation 6b
Exons: 2
Coding region: 68-1057 (329 amino acids)
Biological process (GO): sensory organ development; axon development; positive regulation of transcription by RNA polymerase II
Cellular component (GO): nucleus
Molecular function (GO): E-box binding; protein dimerization activity; DNA-binding transcription factor activity, RNA polymerase II-specific
Source: RefSeq, a predicted model, not a curated record